Messenger RNA from Oldenlandia corymbosa var. corymbosa, 2650 nucleotides. The record is from the annotation of a GenBank genome assembly. Lineage: Eukaryota; Viridiplantae; Streptophyta; Magnoliopsida; Gentianales; Rubiaceae.
GGAAACGAGUUGCACAUUUCAACAAGGAUUCUAAACAAAUCCAAUACUGUACAUAAUACUUACUUCUUACAAUGUUCCUAUGUUUGUUGAAUCAUUUGGACAACGAAUUUGUCCCACAUUUUGCUAAAAAUUCAUCAUUUUUUUUCUGAUAUUUUCCCGAUUUCCACCCUGUCCAUGAAUCUCGUGAUUCCACCCGAUUCCAACUCUCCAGUCCUCCUCCUUCAACCCCUUUUAGCCCAGCUAUGAAAUCUUCAUCCAUCCACCAAGAAACAUCUCAAAACCUCACCGACCCUCUUUUGACACCAAGAUUCGCCGCCGCAAUGGAUGAUGAAUCAUUCACCACGACGACGAAAUCAUACUGGAGAUUCAGCAAGAAUGAUUUUUACCCGGAGCCCACCUUCCGGAAUUUCUCAACUUACCUCUCCGCCGUCUCCGAUACCCCUCGCCGUCUCGAAGAUCGACUCUUGGGCCGAUCCUCUGACGUGACAGAGCUCGUGGAGCUGAAGAAGCAAUCAGAACAUCCAAUGCACCGAUGCCUUACUUGGUGGGAUCUUAUUUGGCUUGCUUUUGGCUCUGUUGUUGGGUCAGGUAUUUUUAGCAUUACUGGCCAAGAAACUCAUAAUGAUGCCGGACCUGCGAUUGUUUUGUCUUAUGCUAUUUCUGGCUUCUCUGCUCUUCUUUCCGUCUUUUGCUAUACUGAAUUUGCUGUUGAUAUUCCAACUGCUGGUGGCUCGUUUUCGUUUCUUCGUAUUGAAUUGGGUGAUUUCAUUGCUUAUAUUGCUGCUGGGAAUAUUCUUUUAGAAGCUAUUGUGGGUGCUGCUGGAUUAGGCCGGUCAUGGUCAUCGUAUUUUGCUAGCCUUAUUAGUAGUAAUCCUGAUAUUUUAAGGAUAAAAAUUGAUUCUUUUGCUGAGGGUUUUAAUUUACUGGACCCUCUUGCUGUUGGGGUUUUGGUGAUCUGCAAUGGGAUUGCAGUGUCAGGGUCUAGGAGGACUUCGAUUCUUACAUCCAUCACUUCUAUCAUAAGUGCUGCCAUUAUAGUUUUUAUCAUUAUUGUUGGCUUCAUUCAUGCUGAAACUACGAAUUUGGUGCCCUUUUUUCCAUUUGGGGCCAAGGGUGUUUUCGCUGCUUCUGCCGUUGUCUACUGGUCGUAUACCGGGUUUGAUAUGGUUGCUACAAUGGCUGAGGAGACGGAGAAACCUUCCAGGGAUAUACCUAUGGGUUUAGUUGGUUCCAUGUCUAUGAUCACAAUCAUCUAUUGUUUGAUGGCGUUGGCACUGGCUAUGAUGGUGAAGUAUACAGAUGUAGAUGUAAAUGCUGCUUAUUCGGUUGCAUUUGAGAAGAUUGGUUUGAAGUGGGCUAAAUAUCUGGUUGGAAUAUGUGCUCUUAAGGGAAUGACCACAAGUUUACUUGUGGGAUCUAUGGGACAGGCUAGAUAUACAACUCAGAUUGCAAGAUCACAUAUGAUUCCCCCUUGGUUUGCUCUGGUUCAUCCAAAGACAGGAACACCAAUUUAUGCCACGCUGUUGGUGACUACACUUAGCUGUAUUGUUGCUUUCUUUUCUAGCCUAGAUGUGUUGUCAAGUGUGCUUUCUUUCAGUACUCUCUUCAUCUUCAUGCUCAUGGCUGUUGCAUUGCUUGUUCGGCGGUACUAUGUUAAGGAUGUCACACCACGGUCCGAUCAUAUCAAAUUCCUGGCUAGCCUGUUUCUCAUAUGUAUUUCGUCAAUUGGAUUUACAAUCAUUUUUAAUUUGAAUAAGGGAGGAUGGAUUGGAUAUGCUGUUACAGGCAUCUUAUGGUUUAUAGGCACUCUGGGAAUGGCAUUGAUUCCAAUGAAGAGGCUUCCUAAAGUUUGGGGUGUCCCUCUUGUUCCAUGGUUCCCUUCAGUUUCAGUUUUGACGAAUAUCUUUCUCAUAGGAUCGCUUGGUGCUGUGGCUGUCUGGCGAUUCGUCAUAUGCAGUGGGAUAAUGGUAGUGUACUAUCUUUUAGUUGGUGUCCACACGACUUAUGAUAUGGCUCAUCAGGAUCCUAUGGAAGUGAAAGUUGAGGAGGGCACAGGAAAAGGGGAUCAAGUCGUAUUAUAGUGAUCGUACAGGUUUGAUUACAUCGAUUGUUUGUAUCUAAAUCUUAGCAUACAGAAGCCUAUAUCUUCAUCCAUUUGUUUGGAUCACAAUUGGUGGAUAAUGCACAGGGUUCAAGUGUAUAGCCAAAAUUCACUGUGGAAAUAUUUAGUGCAUUAGGUUGAAGUGUAUAGCUAAAACUCAUAGUUCCCACAUUGAUUCCUUUCCACUAGAAGGGAUGCUGCUCAUUCAUAUUUCUUUCAAAAUUUGUAUCUUCAUUAGGUUUUCUGGUGUUUGCAUAUUAGAACAUCGGUUUCUUUAGUAGAACUGCAUAAGAUUCUGAUUGCGUAAGAAAUUAAUUACAGUACAACUCAUUGAGGUUAAUAGCUUAAGAAAAACAACUGAUCUGACAAAUGAAGUGAUGUAGAUGAUAGUUUACAGUCCUUGGAGAGCCGAACACUUAGUCUUGGUGAUUUUCAGUGUUUCCUAUAUCUUUUACAGAUUUCCAGAUUCAAGUGUAAUAGUAUCUGGAAGUCCAAACACACUUUAGUUCUGUUGAGGAACAAUUUCGCAUGAUGAUAAUGGAAUCAGAU